This is a messenger RNA of Nelumbo nucifera (sacred lotus), 3136 nucleotides long. RefSeq names its product DDT domain-containing protein DDR4-like. The record is from RefSeq and is a predicted model, not a curated record. Gene Ontology annotation, biological process: regulation of DNA-templated transcription. Lineage: Eukaryota; Viridiplantae; Streptophyta; Magnoliopsida; Proteales; Nelumbonaceae. Gene Ontology annotation, cellular component: RSF complex.
CAAAUUCCGGGCAUUGUCCCUUCUCCUCAUAGUUCUUCCCCCUUUCUUUUCUCCAUCUCUUUCCUUUCCCUCUCCCAGCCCCAACCCCACCCCACUUCUAUCUCCCUCUUUCUGUAUUUCUUUUCCUCCUCUUUUUCUCUGAAAAAAUAAACUGAAAAUUUAUUUAAAAUCUGUUUUCCUUUUAUUUUUAUUCAUACAUGUAUGAUGAUGGGCUGGGGCACUGGUUCGCCAUGUCCAUCUCGCCUCAAAAUCCAGCCUUUUUGGGUCUCCGCAUCUGUCUUCACCCUAACGACUCUCUUUUCUUCUUCUUCCUUAACUCGAUUUCUUCCCUCUGUUUUGGUCUCGAAUGCAAACCCUCGAUCUUUCAGUUAAUUCCUUCGUAAGUAAUUCCAAGCCCCUCCGUCAUUCGAUCUCCCUCGAUGACGUCCGAAGACGCCUCGGCGGCGAUCCCCAAUGAGGGAUCUUCGCCCGAAGAGCAGCCGCGGAACAAUAACAGCAAAAACAACAAUAACGGCACCAUAACCACCACCACCACUACCAACAACAACAACAACCACACAGGCCGGAAAGAGCGUCCGCCACGCGCAUGUACCGCUCGUUCCUCUGCUAGGCUUUACUCCUCUGCCCCCGCGGUCGAGCGCAAGCCUGGUCCGUCCAAGAAAGAGAAAGAAGAGCAACUUCAGCAGCAACAGCAAUGCAGCAAGAUCAUUACACCGCUCCUUAACGAGCCUCCGCCUUCGCAAUUGCCGCGCUGGAAUCUCCGGUCCAUGUGGGAGUUAGCCUCCCUUCUUAACUUCUUACAUGUUUUUAGGCCGCUUUUGAAUAUUUCGGUAGAGUUCUCGGCGGAGGAGCUUGAAACUGCUUUAAUCACCCCGAAUAGUACUUUGGAUGAUAUACACAUACCUUUGUUAAAGGCUAUUCCUCCUGUUACACGCAUGGCACUAGGGCGUGCUACUUGGGUUACAGUGUUAUGCAGAAAAUUGAGGGACUGGUGGCAUUGGGUUGCUGAGGGUGAGCUACCAAUUGUAGCAUCGCAUGGGAUGGAGGUUGAAGUAUACAAGACAUUAGAUCCUGGGACUCGUGUAGUGAUUUUGAAAGCACUUUGUGACAUCCGUGUAGAGCAAGAAGAUAUCCGGAAUUAUAUUGAUAACUCUAUAAAGCAUGGUGUUCAGCUUUCAGGAUUUCGUAAAGAACGAAUUGGUGGUGAUUCACAUGGGGUUUCAUAUUGGUAUGAAGAUGAUCCUAUUGUUGGUCAUCGGCUCUAUCGGGAGAUUAGAAAAAUUGAGGUAAAAAAGCCAAAGGGAAGGGGGAUGCCAUCCUCUCCGAUCAUAUCUUGCCAGUGGGAAACAGUUGCAACCAACUUAGAUGAAUUCCAAGAAGUUUCAGAGAAACUUUUUUCAAGUAAAAAUAGAACAGAAGUUGCAGUUGGGAAGAAGCUAAAGAUCGAUAUGCUUCCGGAGAUUGAGAAGGUUCACAAGAGGAAAGAGAGACUUCUGAAAAAGCAGCAUCGACAGGCCCUACUUCUUGAUAGCUAUUUGAAUGCAGAUGGGCUUGCUGCAGGACGCUCCCUUCGUGACAGAAAACCAGUCACCUAUACUUUUGAUGAUUUUGAUCGGUCAAUCAAUGAGGCUAUUAAAAUAACCAAGCGAAAACAGCCCUCCCCAGAACAUGUUUCUAGAAGAGAAGCUGUUAUGAAACACGAGGCCUCAACAAAUGGUAGAUGGAAUGGUCCCGCACAAGCACCUCAUCACAUGUCCUACGAUGCAGCAUCUCCUAAAUCAAAUGAUAAUGAAGGGGCUGAUGGGGAACACAAGUUUGGACAUUUGGACCGCAGCAACCGGAGAAGGCAGAGGCCACAAAGGUAUUCAGAGAAAGAAUUUGUUGAAGCUGUUUCAGAUAACGAGGCAGACUUUGACAGUGAUGAUGAUAUAGUUGGAGAAGCAGUAUAUGAUGAGGAGUAUCUGAGGAGCCGGAAACAGCGGAAGAAGGUCUCUAGCAGCUCUGAGGGAGAUGAGGAAUACCGUUGGGAUGAAGAAAAUGCUGAAGAUGACGAUGAGGAGGAAGAUGAUUCUUUUAGCAGUGAGGAUACUGAUGAGCCACGCAGAUCUAAGAGUUUUCCUAGUCGUAGUAGUAGGAGGGGAACUAAAUUAAAGUCUGUUGAUGAGCUGGAGUCAGGUCUGAGACGAAGCAAGAGGGCCACCCGAAACCGAAUAAACUAUCGACAAUAUGAGCUGUCAGAUUCUGAAGCUGAGUCGAAACCUGAGAAGUCAGAUGCAUCAGAAGGCAACUCAGAUGCAAGCAAUAACAUGGAAUACUCGACGGAAAGUGAUGAUUCCCAGGUCAAUGAAGAUGAGGAGGAGAUGAAAGUUGAAGAGCCGAUUCCAGACUACAAUGAGACAGUAGAGGAGCAAGCUGUGCCACCUGAGAAACCAAGCAGCAGCCCGGGCCAAGAAGUCGAGGGUGUAAAGAAAAGGCGAUUUCUGGACUUAAAUGAGGUUGCUCCGGGUACUGGUUUUGAUGAUAGUCCUAGUAUGCUAAUGAAGGAUGAUGAUACUGAUAACUUCUGAAGUAUUCUCUGAAGAUUUGCCUUCUUCUAGGCUUGUGGAAUGUGGACUAUCUGUUGCUGGAAAGAAAAGCUGGGUUAGGAGUCCUCUUUAUCAAGAAGGGUGGGUGUACAAUAGAUAUUUCUAAAUUUUGCUAAAAGCCCCUUGAAGGGGUUUAUGGCCAUCGCGUUCUCUCCUUCCAUGGAAUAAUGCGAGCAGCCACUCCACUCCAAUGUAAUUUAUCCAGGGGAGCACAGACAAUAUGAUGUUGAGAGAGUAUUGUGUAGAUAGGGCAGCGAAAUUUAAAUUUUGCAUCAAAAGCAAUGUACUGCCACUGGAUGAUGGGAUUUGUAGGAUGUCCUUGAUUGGUGUGUUGUUAUCCAAUCAAUGUACUAUAACCCCACCCAACGGAAAUUUACUGGCUGAGAUGUUCAAGCCACGUGGUUGCAUUCUGCAGGAUCAAAACAACGUUGUGCCUCAAAGCACUGGGGCUGGUUGGUCUGUUGGCAGAAUGAUGUAUUAGAUAACUGACUCUUGUUGUAAUGGAACUUUUCUUCACGAGGUAACAAAUGUUUCUUUCAUUCCUUCCCAGA